This is a messenger RNA of Cyprinodon tularosa, 4037 nucleotides long. RefSeq names its product desmoglein-2-like. Gene Ontology annotation, biological process: homophilic cell-cell adhesion. The coding region runs from base 19 to 3753 and encodes 1244 amino acids. Gene Ontology annotation, cellular component: desmosome; plasma membrane. Lineage: Eukaryota; Metazoa; Chordata; Actinopteri; Cyprinodontiformes; Cyprinodontidae. The record is from RefSeq and is a predicted model, not a curated record. The transcript has 10 exons. Gene Ontology annotation, molecular function: calcium ion binding.
UCUGCAGGAACACUUGUUAUGCAAAUUGAAGCUACGGAUAAUGAUCAGCCAGGAACAGAAAAUUCAAACAUCUCCUACAGUAUUGUCAGUCAAAAUCCACCUGGUGACGGUCAUAUGUUCGCUAUAGAGAGAUACACCGGAAAAGUGUUUGUUAAAGAGAACAAAUUGGACAGAGAGACUCAAGCCAACUACACACUUAUUGUUAAAGGGCGUGAUUUGGCAGGUAAACCAGGUGGGAGAACAGGGACAGGAACUGUGAGCAUCCAGGUCCUGGAUAUCAAUGACAACCAGCCUACUCUAGAAAAAUCUGAGUACUCCGGCUCAGUGGAUGAAAAUGUUUGUGAUGUAGAAGUGAUGAGAAUCAAAGCUUUGGACAAAGAUGAAGAAAAGUCAGACAACUGGCUGACUGUGUUUGAAAUAGUCCAAGGAAAUGAAGACAACCUGUUUUCCAUUAGGACUGACAACGACACCAACGAGGGCAUCCUGACGCUCAUCAAGCCAGUGGAUUUUGAAACCGUCCAGAACCUUGAGCUUGGCAUUGCUCUUAAAAAUGUAGCUCCUUUCAUAGACGGUGGUUCUGUAAAGGCAGAAGUGGAUGUCAAAGUUGGAGAGGGUGCUCCUCUGGCUGCGGGAGCUGGAGCUGGAGCCGGGGCUGGAGCCGGGGCUGGAGCAGGAGCUGGAGCUGGGGCUGGAGCCGGGGCUGGAGCCGGGGCUGGAGCCGAGGCUGGAGCCGAGGCUGGAGUAGAUUUGGAUGUGGAUGCUGAAGGUGGUGUAGGCCUCAAACCGAAUGUAGGAGCUGGUACAGGAGCUGGACUUAAACCUGGUCCUGGACCAGUGGGUGGGGGACCUGGUGGGAAGCCAGGACCAGGAACCAAACCCAAGAAACCAGGAAAAAGCUACCCUAUAAAAAUAGCUGUAAAAAAUGUUCCAGAGGGUGCUGCAUUUAUACCAGACACCAAGGAAGUCCCUGUAUCUGAGGAUCCAAAUGAGAUUCCAGUGGAUGGUGUGAUCACUGCAUUCCCGGCUUCUGAUCCGGAUACAGGAAAACCAGCGGAAAAUGUCAGCUAUGCCAAAGCUUAUGAUCCAGACAACUGGUUUAGUGUUGAUGAAGAGACAGCUGAGAUCAAACUCCUCAAAGUUCCGGACAGGGAGUCACCCUACUUAGUGAAUGGUACCUAUAUUGCCAAGAUUUUGGCAAUAUCAAAAGACAUGCCAGCAAAGACAGCCACAGGAACAAUAGCCAUUAAAGUCACCGACUCCAACGAUCACUGCCCCACUUUGGCAACCGCCUACGGCAGUCUGUGCUCUGAUAAAAAGACGGUCUAUGUGACCGGCUUAGAUGAAGAUGUCCAUCCAAAUGCUGCUCCAUUCACUUUCAGAAUCAUACCAGAAGGCACCCGAGGCCAAUGGGAUGUGGAAAGCAUCAAUGAGACAACAGCAGCUCUUCACUCUCAGGAUACACUGUGGCCUGGCAUAUAUCAGCUGCAAGUAGAGGUGAAGGACGCUCAGGGUCUGUCCUGUCCGGAGGAUGAGGUGUUUACUUUGGAGGUCUGCACCUGUGAGGGCAAAGAAUCCUGCGGACCGAGGACAGCAAAAGAUAAAAGCUCCUCCUCUGAAUUCUCAACACACGCCAUCGGCCCCCUCAUCACAGCCAUGUGCCUGUUGCUGUUGGUUCCUGUGCUGCUGCUGUUCUGUCAGUGCGGAGGAGCAAACACCAUCUUCUCAGACCAAUUUACUGAUCUGCCGUUUGACACAAAGGAGCAUCUGAUCAAGUACCACACUGAAUGUAUAGGAGAGGAUAAGGAUAUUCCCACUCAUUUCAUGCCUGUGAAAAUGGGGACUCUGCAAAAUACUGAGGCAGUACCAGGAGCAACUAUGAUCACAGUGUCAUCAGCCUUCACAGAAACCAAGAACCAAAGAUAUAACCGAUCAGGACAAACGUACAAGCAGACCUCUCCAGUCAUGGAAACUGACAACACUUACAGGCUUUCAAGGGAUCCUUAUAAUCGGAGCAAUGAAAUGAACACUUUUACAAGCAUUCAACAAACAACAAGACAUCUUUUGGAUGAAAUUGCCCUCCCUGAUGUUUUCCUCCAUGAUCACUUCUCAAAGAAAUCAAACGUCCCAGUGCCUGUGGAAGAUGGUCUGCUGGAAUAUGACUUUGAGGGGAAUGGCUCUGCUGCCGGUUCAUUAGAGAGCUGCAGCAUCUUGGAGUCUGACAAUGACCUGGACUUUCUGGUUGACCUGGGAAUGAAUUUCCGGAUCCUUGCUGACAUCUGUUCCCCGCCGACAUUCAAUUCAGAAACCUUGGUGACAAGAAAGGCAUCAGAAACUGUCAAAGCUAUCAACAAGCCACCUGAACCUGUUGUUAAGUCUAAAGUUGAUCAUGAAAUCCAGACAAAGCAUGUUAGUGUAGAAAACAACAAAGUACUACCACCGGCAAAGGUCAGUGGUUUCUCUGUCAGUACGGUAACCAAAGAGUCAGCAACCAUGUCCCUCUCUCGUCACGCUACCGCUAACAUCAAACAUUCUGCUAACAUAUCCUAUCCAGCUCAGACAGUUGUCCUACAGCAGUCACCAGUUUACUACACCACUAGCCCUGUGCUACAACCAAUGCAUUAUAUUGUACAACCAAGUGUUCAGAACACGUUUGUGAUGGAGGAUGGAGCCCAUGGAAACAAUUUUCCAGGCCUCUAUGUGAUCAACGACCAACAGAGUCAGGGAUUUGUUGUUGGAAGGACCCAAAACUCCCUUUCAAGGCUAGUUAUCCAGGAUGCUGAGGGCCCAAAAAGUCCUAAAAGUCCUCUUAGCCGUACAGGUUCACUCAGAGCCACUGUGUUGCUUCCUAGUCCGACCAUGUCACAGGCCUCUCUGGAAGCCUCUACACUAUGGGGGCAAAAUCUUGGUGGCAAUUAUGUGUUAGUCAAGGAUGAGGUACAGGAGUUAGACCCAGGUUCACCUCAAGGCAUUUUGCCUAGAGAUGCUAUCCUGGUAAAAAAGGCUGCUCCCCCUCAGGGGGUUUUAGGCAUGGCAGCCCGGGAGUAUAGAAGUAAGUGUUUGUUUGGUAUUUCAGUUAGAAAGGAUCACGGUGACGGUGUUCUGCUAAAAUUUUAUUUUGAACCAAUUAGUUGUGGACACAAACAGGAAAUAAGCCUUCGUUCUUUGAUUUGCUCAACAUUUCUAACUAAACAGUUAGGAAUAGGAAUGGGCUCUCUGCAUGCAGAGACCACAACAGACAGACAAACUAGAUUUUUAUUAUGUGUUAAAAGAGUCUAUCAACUCAUUAUUAAUAUUUUCCAAAGAAGCUGUCAGCCAAAGCAGGCUUAUAUUCUAUCCUAUCAGCAAGAGGUGUCAACAGAAGUCCAAAGCAAAACCCUUUUUCUUCGUAGAAACAGCUAUCCUAAUAAGAGGAAGUCAUUUAACUCUGCUAAAGAGUUUUCUACAAAAACAUUGCCAGAAAAUACCGACCUUCAGGAAGCAGUGAGAGCUAAAAUUACUGUUAACACCUGGGCCAAAAUAUCUGAACGUCAAACUGUAGAAAAUUCUUUGUUGGAAUUGCGCUGUAGAACUAUCCGUUUAGAACUUGCGUUUGUCUUAUUUUCCUCCGUUUCGAGGUUUGAUUUGAACAUUUAUGCUUUCAGAUUAUAUUUGAAUUUUUCACUUAGAAUGGUGGUGGUGGUCAUUUACAGCUGUAGUGAUGUCAUUUGGCUGGUAAUAGAAAUGUUUGUUUUUUUCAAAUUAAUUUGUUGUUAAGGAAAUGCAUAAGAUGUAGGACUGUGAAUACAGAAAGCUGUAGAUGGGAAAUUAUGUAAAUGAGGUAUUUCAUCUCCGGGGUAAAUGCUGAAUGUUUGUUAAUGCUCAUUUCUGUGAAUGCUAACUGCUGACAUGUGCUCUCUGUCCUGUGCAGCCUGGGCUUCGUAAUCAUUGCUAUCUGUUCAUUUCAAUUUGACAUGGCAUAGAAUGGUCUGUGUAAAAGUUUAACAAAGCAACAUUCCCUUUCAAUAAAAAAUUAUUUUAUUUUCUGCUUAUUUUUAUAC